AAUGAAUUAAGCCUCGAGUUCUCACUCCAGAAACUUUUAUAAUUAUAAUGGAAGUGCCUAUUCAACAGAUAGCAUGAGAGUGUAUAGUAAAUCUCCUAAAAAUGCAUAAUAAUACAUUAAUCGAUAUUAACCCUGUAUAUAUUCCACAAUGAGCAAUAUCUAAAAUUUACAAUCUCUCAAAAACUAAAUAUCUCAAUUAUAAUCUGUUUUAACUCAAUAACAUCGUAAGAGUAGUUUUACUAGAUCAAAAGCAGACUCAUCAGCAAAUAUGUCUAAUGAUAGAUCCUUUUACACUAUGAUCAAAGAAUAAUUGAAAUAAGUUGGCAAUUUAUAAACUAUUGAUAAAGAGACUAGUAAUCAAAAUAUCAACCAAACUACUUAGCAAUUCAAAAAGGAUUAUAUCAGUAAUAAGAAGUUAGAAUAAGAUACAGAAAAGUAAUCUAAAAAUGUGACACCUUAAGGGAGUGCUGUUAAGAACUCAAGUAUUUUGAAAGAGACUACUAAUAAUGUGAUUAAGAGUGAAAAAUAAUAAGCUUUAAAACAUUUGUUAUAUCCAGUCAGUGAGACUAAAGGAGAGAAAAAUAUGAAAUAAAAUAAUAAAUUAGAAGAAUAACUUCGAGUUGGAUUACAAGAUAAGUUGAGUUAUUUGGAAUAAAAUAAAUAGGAUAAAAUGACUAAAUUAGUUUAAGGUAUUUAAUUAAUGAAUUAUUUAGAAUUUAAGAAUGCAAAGAAAUUACUUGAAGAAGACUAUUAGAAUUAAGUUUAAAAUGAGAUAUAGAUAUUUGAAAGGAAACUUAGAAAAUUAAUGAUGUCAUAAAAUAAAGAUAAGAAAUUAAAGAGACUUAAAAAAAGUAGUUUGUUAUUGAAUUCAAAAUUAAAUCAAGAUUCUCCUUGUAUGGUAUUGUUUGCAAUAAUUUGAAUAGCUUAGAGUUCAUCACCAUCAUCAGAAAAAGAAAUUAAAAGUUCUUAUAAUUUAAUGAACACUUUCAAAAAAUCAGAUAGAACCUAAUUAAUUAGUAGUUUUAAAAAAGAUUGUAAUAUUUUAACUUAUUCUUUUGAUAGCAUCUAUAAAUAAGGAUAAAAAGUAGAAAGUUAGAUUCGAAAAUGAAUAAGGAACAAGGUUCAAAACAGAAACAGAAAAUAUAUGA
This is a messenger RNA of Paramecium pentaurelia, 1148 nucleotides long. The record is from the annotation of a GenBank genome assembly. NCBI's taxonomy places the organism in Eukaryota, Ciliophora, Oligohymenophorea, Peniculida, Parameciidae.